AUGGCGUCGGACGGACAGGAAGAUGCUGAUGAGGCGAUGGAGCUGUGGCUGCCCUUUGGAACGGCGGCAGCGGCUGACGAGGAAGAUCAGGAAGCAGAGGAUGAUUUGCAUGAGGGGUUUACCGCUGAGGAGUAUAGGACGACCUUGAAGGUGCUGGCGGUCUUGGCUUCGGAUCUGGAUCGCUACGCCAGCCGCACGUACAAGGAGCUGCGCACGACGCUGCGGCCGAUCGUGUCGCACGACUCGGGACGCAACUUUGCUGGCUUUUCCUGGGACGAGUACAAGAGCAGCAAGCAUCGCAAGCAGGAAACCAACUUUCGCCGCAUGAAGCAGCGGCAGAUGGAUCAAAAGCUGAUUGAGAGCCGGCGCCUCCGAGCCCAGCGCCUGGACGCCCUCCAACGCAUUCAAGACCAGGCUCGCCAGCACGAGCUCGAGCAUGUGGCCGUCCCAGACGGACCCGCUCUCUCUUACUCGGAGCAACUGGCCCUUACCGAAGCCUCGGACCCGCCUGCUGAAGAGACGUGCUCCCUCGAGCACAUUCUCCGUAGUUGCUACAUCUGCAAAGCUCGUUAUCAGGAGCUGCACCAUUUCUAUGACCAGCUCUGUCCUGCGUGUGCGGCUCUCAAUUGGGAAAAGCGCCAUCUCAAGGCUGACAUGAGCGGUCGCAUCUCCCUCGUAACCGGCGGACGCAUCAAAAUUGGCUACCAGAUUGUCCUCAAGCUGCUUCGCGCAGGCUCCCACGUCAUUGUGACGACUCGCUUCCCGCAAAAUUGCUUCCAGCGCCUUGAGCAGGAGCCCGAUAGCGCCGCCUGGCUGGAUCGGGUUCAGAUUUAUGGCCUCGACCUGCGCAACCUGGCCGCAGUCGAGUCGUUUUGCACGUGGAUGCGCGAGCAUCACGAGUGGCUAGAUGUCAUCAUCAACAAUGCGUGCCAGACCAUUCGUCGUCCUCCGGCCUACUACCGUCACCUGCUCCAAGACGAAGUGAGCCCGGCAGCCCUGCCACCGCAGGUGUGCCAGAACAACGUCAUGAUUAGUGACAUGUUGGCCCAGCUUCAGCUCGGCCCCGCUCCCGAGCCUCCCACCCCUGAACCUCCCACCGCCACGAGCGCCGCCCCCGCCCGGCUUGAUGCGGCCUCUCUACCCCACUCGGCCCUCGCUGCCCUCAGUACCCAGAUCCCCAUGACGCUCGAGGACUAUGACGACAACGUCGAGCACUUUCCCACGGGUCUGACCGAUGUCCAUGCCCAACAAAUUGACCUCCGGACCAAAACGAGCUGGGUUAUGAAGCUCGAAGAAGUUUCCACCCCUGAGGCCGCCGAGGUGAUGGCCGUCAACGCGCUAUCCCCCUUUGUGCUCAACGGCAAGUUGCGGCCGUUGAUGGUGCGCUCCCCACACGCCGACCGCUACAUUGUCAACGUUUCGGCUAUGGAAGGCAAGUUUUAUCGGUUCAAGACGCCCAACCAUCCGCAUACCAACAUGGCCAAGGCCGCGCUCAACAUGAUGACGCGCACCUCGGCGGCCGACUAUGCUCAGGCGGGCAUCUAUAUGAAUGCGGUGGACACGGGCUGGAUCAACGACGAGAACCCGUUGGAUAAGGCCGUCCGCAUUGCUGAGGAGCACAACUUUCAAACGCCAAUCGACGAGGUGGAUGCCGCUGCGCGAGUCGUCCACCCCGUCUUUGCCGGAGUCGGCAGCGGUGAGCAGCUCCAAGGCCUCUUCCUCAAGGACUACGUCGAAACGGCCUGGUAG
Molecule: messenger RNA, 1749 nt
Organism: Monosiga brevicollis MX1
Lineage: Eukaryota; Choanoflagellata; Craspedida; Salpingoecidae
Exons: 13
Coding region: 1-1749 (582 amino acids)
Source: RefSeq, a predicted model, not a curated record